UCCGGUAACUUCUGGUGCCGCGGUGCGCAGCGGGGCAGACGCCAGAGUCCGGCCGGGAGGCGGGUCGCCAUGCCCUACGCCAACCAGCCCACCGUCCGAAUCACGGAGCUUACCGACGAGAAUGUCAAAUUCAUCAUCGAGAAUACGGACCUAGCGGUGGCCAAUUCUAUUCGGAGAGUCUUCAUCGCUGAGGUGCCCAUAAUAGCCAUCGACUGGGUUCAGAUCGAUGCCAACUCCUCAGUGCUUCACGACGAGUUCAUCGCUCACAGGCUUGGAUUAAUCCCCCUCACCAGCGAUGACAUCGUGGACAAGCUGCAGUACUCCCGGGACUGCACGUGUGAGGAGUUCUGCCCCGAGUGCUCGGUGGAGUUCACUCUCGACGUGCGGUGCAACGAAGACCAGACUCGUCACGUCACGUCCCGAGACCUCAUCUCCAACAGCCCCCGGGUCAUCCCGGUGACAUCCCGGAACCGAGACAACGACCCCAACGAUUACGUGGAGCAGGAUGACAUCCUCAUCGUCAAGCUGCGGAAGGGCCAGGAGCUGAGGCUGCGCGCCUACGCCAAAAAGGGCUUUGGCAAGGAGCACGCAAAGUGGAACCCGACCGCAGGGGUGGCUUUCGAAUAUGACCCCGACAAUGCCCUGAGGCACACGGUGUACCCCAAGCCAGAGGAAUGGCCAAAGAGCGAGUACUCGGAGCUGGAUGAGGAUGAGUCACAGGCGCCCUAUGACCCCAACGGCAAGCCCGAGAGGUUUUACUACAACGUGGAGUCCUGCGGCUCCCUGCGCCCUGAAACCAUCGUGCUCUCCGCCCUCUCUGGACUGAAGAAGAAGCUGAGUGACUUACAGACCCAGCUGAGCCACGAGAUCCAGAGUGACGUCCUAACCAUAAACUAGCUGCGGCUCGCCUGCUCCGGCGCGGAGGGAUCCGGGCUGCGUCGCAGGUCUGUCCCUAGAUGCCUCGCUUCCAGGUCUGGGCAGCGGUCACUUACCCUCCUUGGCAGCCAUCGGUACCCGCCAGAGAGGCCGCGGUGGGGAAGGCAGGCCCGUCCCAGCCUUGCUUGGUCACAGAGAGACCGCCAGGGUGACGCUGGUAUCCGGGGCAGGGCAGUCUUUUCUCGGACACUCAGCAUCCCUGGCCCCCCGCCUGCUGAUUGCCCGCCCUCUCCCCGGAACCCAGACCCCCUCCCCCGUUGCUGAACCGGCCUGUAGGGGUCGCACUGCUUCCCUGUUGAAAACAACUGAGCUGGACCCUCCUCUGGUCAUUUCAGGUUUGGUUUUUGUCCAAAAGUUGGCAUUUUCAGUCGUACCUUAGGUUUCUGGUGUUAGGGGUGAGUGCGCGAACUCUCAUUCAGGCUGCCUGCAAACCCAGGGCCCUCCUGCUGAUACGUCACUCAGGUUCCCGAGUGUCCUAACUUGAGAACAGUGUUAGACCCUGGUUGGCCCCCCCCCCCAAUAAACCCUGUAUUUCACUCUCUGCCCCUGAGUUAGGACUUCACUGCCAGCGGUCCGUUUAGUUUGGGGUGGACGGGAGGGGAGUGCAAGGACCUGUGUCCUGUAGGGAGGAGCGCACCAAGGCGGUCAAUUAGGCAGUCUGGGGGGAGGGGUCUGGAGAUGACGGCAAUACAGUCCAGAAAGGAAGUGAUAUUUAUUAACAGUAGAGUUUUUAUUUUUGGCAAUAAAGAGCACAACAUAAUCUCCUUCAUGCGUCAUCGUGCCACUAGCUGAGCCAGCCAGCUCUGCCUGCCUCCCCGAGGCCUUGGUCCAGGCUGUGGUCGGGCUGGAUGUUCCUCUCGACCGUCCUCCCCCGGGGCAGCCUCAGGGUGGGCGGAGCUGGCCGCGGCCCCUCCCCGGCUCCAGGGCUCUGCUGCGGGAGCCAGUGCUUCCUCGUCCUCCUGCCACAACUCGGGUAGUGGUUAUUUACAUCAAGGUAACAAGGUCUGUUCCCACAAAUCAGAACCCUAAAGUAUUUAUUAAAAAAAAAAACAAACCAUACACGCAACCGUAGGUUCGGUGUGGAUAGAAAGAUAGCCCUUCUGCCCAGCAGUCAAUAAAUACCAGCACUAGAAAAUCA
Molecule: messenger RNA, 2074 nt
Organism: Phyllostomus discolor (pale spear-nosed bat)
Lineage: Eukaryota; Metazoa; Chordata; Mammalia; Chiroptera; Phyllostomidae
Gene: POLR2C
Product: RNA polymerase II subunit C
Exons: 9
Coding region: 70-897 (275 amino acids)
Biological process (GO): DNA-templated transcription
Cellular component (GO): RNA polymerase II, core complex
Molecular function (GO): protein dimerization activity; DNA-directed RNA polymerase activity; DNA binding
Source: RefSeq, a predicted model, not a curated record